Messenger RNA from Daucus carota subsp. sativus, 875 nucleotides. RefSeq names its product thylakoid lumenal 16.5 kDa protein, chloroplastic. The record is from RefSeq and is a predicted model, not a curated record. Gene Ontology annotation, biological process: photosystem II repair. The coding region runs from base 120 to 791 and encodes 223 amino acids. The transcript has 4 exons. NCBI's taxonomy places the organism in Eukaryota, Viridiplantae, Streptophyta, Magnoliopsida, Apiales, Apiaceae.
CAAAACUUGACUUGUGAUGAGGAAAUCCAGUGAUCUUAUCCUCUGUAUUUCCAAACUGUCCAUACUCCAUUCCUCACUUCUUUGCCACCUAAACAAAAAUAAACAGAGCAGAUAGAAAAAUGGCAGCAACAUUUGUAUCAAACGCAAGCACUUUUCUCCCUUCACUCUCAUCAUCAUCACCUACUUCAUCUUCACUUCAUGCACACAGCCAAAGACAACUAGUUUUAUGCAGAGCAGUGAGUUCUAAUGAACCACCUUUUCCUGCACUCAGUCUUUCCAAGAGAAACAUGUCCAUUGGCCUUACUGCAACUUUGUUGAUGUCUUUAGCUGGAAAAGGCUUAUGUUCUGAUGCGAAUGCUGCGAUACUCGAGGCGGAUGAUGAUAUAGAAUUGUUGGAGAAGGUGAAGAAGGAUAGGCAGAAGAGGCUUGAGAAGCAAAGUGUUAUUAGCUCUUCAGAUAAAGAGAAAGGAUAUUUGCAAGAUCUUGUUUACAAGCUUAGCAAAGUAGGACAAGCCAUAGAAAAGAAUGAUCUGCCUACUGCUGCUUCUGUUCUUGGUGAAAAGAGUGAUGCUGAAUGGGUUCAAAAGACAAAUGCAGCCCUCAAUAAGUUGAGCUCUAGCCCUGAGGAAAUAGCUGAAGCUGAUGCCGUUAAAUCCUCUUUGUCCACUUUGAUAUCAUCAGUUGGCCAAAAAGAUAUUAAAGCCUCUACACUAGCAUUUGUGGCAUCGGCCAAUGCGUUGGAGAAAUGGACACUAUUGACAGGAUUAGCUGGACAACUCAAGGGGCUGUGAGUUGAAGAACAGUUACUGUGUUUUAAUUUUGAAAUUUUACAAGAGAUAACUUUGAUCAAUUCUAUUGAUUAAAAUUAUACCAGA